AUGAAGCUCCCGGAAAACCGGAAGUGCUUCAAUUGCAACAGUCUGGGCCCUCAGUACGUGUGCACCAACUAUGCCAUCUUCGUCUGCCCUUCAUGCAGCGGUGUCCAUCGGGAGUUCAAUCAUCGUGUCAAGUCUGUAUCAAUGGCCAAGUUCACGCCUGAAGAGGUGGCGGCACUACAGCAGGGAGCGAACCAGCGGGCACGAGAGUACUUUCUCCCAGGGGGCGGCCGAGCCCCUCCCAACAGCAAGCGAUGUGACGCGCACCCUUCUCCCUUUCCACAUCCGCUUACUUCCCCCUCUCCUCUUGCCAACGCCCCUCCAGUGACCCCCAGCCCCGACCCCCAGUCUGUGAGGGAGUUCAUUCGAGCUGUCUUCUUGGAGAGGCGAUAUGUCGGGCGGAACUCACGAGAGAGCUCUCCCUCGGGUCGAACCCACUCCAUGGAUGGCUCUCCCUCUGCCUCCUUCCCCCAGCCCUCCGACCUCCAACGCAGCAGCAGCGCCCGGGCCUCUCUCUCCUUCUCCCCCACUCUCCCUCCUUCCCACAACCACAAGCAGCCGCAGCAGCAGCCACAGCAGCAGCAGCAGCAGCAGCAGCAGCAGAAGGCUCUACCACCACGCAAAUCCCCUUCUCUUUCUGCCAACAGCAACACCAGCGCCAGCACCAGCACUGGUGCGAGAUUCCCUGGCAGCAGCAGCACGAGUAGCACUAGAUUCUCCAACGCCCCAAGCAGCAGUGGUGAUGGGGUGGAUGCACCUAUUCGCCCUGUGGCUGAUCUACUAGGGGAUGAGAUUGAGCUGAGGGUGUAUCACAGCGAGCCAGGGCGGGGGAACACACAUGUGUAUCAAGCUGCCUCCUCUCCUUCAGCCCUACCUGAAUAUGGAUCCAUGGGCUAUGGGCAAGCUCAGUUAUCAGCAGCACCACUAGAGUACGAGGCCUAUGGGAUGCAGGCACAGGGGCAGGGGCAGUUUCAGCCAGUAACCCAGGCCGGGCAGGGGCAGUUUCAGCCAGUAACCCAGGCCGGGCAGGGGCAGUUUCAAGGCGGGGUUAUGGGGAGCCCUGGGGGAGUGAUGGGGAGUGCAGGAGGAGUGAUGGGAAGUCCAGUAGGGGGUAUGGGGAUGGCAAGCGGGUUGAUGGGGGGAGGGGUUAUGGGGAGCCCUGGGGGAGUGAUGGGGAGUGCAGGAGGAGUGACGGGAAGUCCAGUAGGGGGUAUGGGGAGCGCUGGGGGAGGUAUGGGGAGUCCAGGAGGGGUUAUGGGAAGUGCAGCUGGGUUGAUGGGGGGAGGGGUUAUGGGGAGCCCAGGGGGGGUAAUGGGGAGCCCAGGGGGGAUUAUGGGGAGUCCAGGGGGGGUUAUGGGAAGUCCUAGAGGGGUGAUGGGGAGCUCAGGCGGGGUUAUGGGGGGCACAGGGGGAAUGAUGGGAAGUCCAGGAGGAACAAUGGGCAGCCCAGGAGGGGUGAUGGGGGGCGCAGGGGUGGUUAUGGGAAGCCCAGGGGGAGCGAUGGGGAGCCCAGGUGGGGUUCUGGGAAGCGCAGGGGGCCCAAUGGGGAGCCCAGGGGGAGCCAUGGGGAGCCCAGGGGGAGCCAUGGGGAGCCCAGGGGGAGGAGCAAUGGGUAGCGGAAGAGCUGCAAUGUGGAGCCCUGCAGGCGUCAUGGGAAGCCCUGGGAUGAGGUCUCUCUCCUUCCUCACACUGCCCCCUGUUUCCCAGUCCCCAUCCCCGCAGACACCUUUCCUCAACAUGGAAUCGCUGUGA
Closterium sp. NIES-65 is the source of this 1749-nucleotide messenger RNA. NCBI's taxonomy places the organism in Eukaryota, Viridiplantae, Streptophyta, Zygnematophyceae, Desmidiales, Closteriaceae. The record is from the annotation of a GenBank genome assembly.